Molecule: messenger RNA, 1667 nt
Organism: Cimex lectularius (bed bug)
Lineage: Eukaryota; Metazoa; Arthropoda; Insecta; Hemiptera; Cimicidae
Gene: Prp31
Product: U4/U6 small nuclear ribonucleoprotein Prp31
Exons: 9
Coding region: 130-1599 (489 amino acids)
Biological process (GO): spliceosomal tri-snRNP complex assembly; mRNA splicing, via spliceosome
Cellular component (GO): precatalytic spliceosome; U4 snRNP; U4/U6 x U5 tri-snRNP complex
Source: RefSeq, a predicted model, not a curated record
GUGUACUGUAGAGUGUAUACUGUAGAGUGUAACCUGCCUGGAGGGAGAUGGAUCAUAAGUCAAACGUCGGUUGAACGUUUCCUGUGUAUUUGUUUUUUGGUGAAUAUCAGUUUAUAUCAAUAAAUCAGGAUGUCGUUGGCUGACGAGUUGCUAGCGGACCUGGAGGAUGACAACGACGAGCAGAGCAUGGUCCCGGAGUAUAAGGACGAACCUGAAAAGGAUCUGCAGCCGAUUGCAGACGAAAUGAAGGUGACAUCAUUGGACCAACUGGCAAAGCUCUACUACUCAGAUAGGCUCCAGAUGAUAACUGACGAGAUGGAGAAGUAUGCAAAUAAAAGCUGCAACCUGGGAUUAUAUAGGACUAUAAAUGGCCCGGUCGAGGCUGAUCCUGAAUACCAGCUAAUUGUAGAAGCGAACAACCUUGCCGCAGAAAUAGAUAAUGAGAUAGUGGUAAUUCAUCGUUUUGUCAGAGAUAAGUAUUCAAAAAGGUUCCCUGAAUUGGAGUCACUUGUCAUCGAUCCACUUGAAUACCUUAGGACAGUUAAAGAAGUUGGCAACGACUUGGGCCAAGCAAAAAACAACGAAGUCUUGCAGCAGUUUCUUACUCAAGCGACGAUUAUGGUCGUAUCUGUCACUGCAUCUACAACUCAAGGAGAAUUGUUGACUGAGAAAGAAUUGGAUGACAUUACUGAAGCGUGCAACAUGGCUAUUAAUUUAAACGCGACAAAACUUAGGAUAUAUGAGUAUGUUGAGAGUCGAAUGUCGUUUAUUGCUCCUAAUCUUUCAGCCAUUAUUGGAGCUUCGACGGCAGCAAAAAUAAUGGGUGUAGCCGGUGGUUUGACAAAUUUAUCGAAAAUGCCCGCUUGCAAUGUCCUUUUACUUGGAAAUCAGAAAAAAACUUUAGGAGGCUUUUCACAAGUGAACGCCCUCCCUCACACAGGGUUUAUUUACCAUUCGCAAUUCGUUCAGGAUACUCCACCGGAUCUAAGAAGAAAAGCUGCAAGGCUUGUCGCAAACAAAUGCACUUUGGCUGCACGCGUUGAUGCAAGCCAUGAAGCAAAAGCUGGCAAUAUCGGCCUCACAUUGCGACAAGAAAUUGAAAAGAAAAUAGAUAAACUCAUGGAACCCCCACCAGUUAAAUUUGUUAAACCGUUGCCAAAGCCCAUCGAUCCAGCAAGAAAGAAGCGAGGGGGUAAAAGGGUAAGAAAGAUGAAAGAAAGAUAUGCAAUGACUGAAUUGAGAAAACAAGCCAAUAGGCUUAAUUUUGCUGAGAUUGAAGAUGAUGCUUAUCAAGAAGAUCUAGGCUAUACCAGAGGAACAAUUGGAAAGACUGGCACCGGAAGAAUUCGGAUGGCUCAGGUCGAUGAAAAGACAAAAGUCCGAAUUAGCAAAACCCUACAAAGAAACCUUCAGAAACAACAGCAAACUUGGGGUGGGAGUAGCACCGUCAAAAAGCAAGUCUCGGGUACAGCUUCAAGUGUCGCUUUUACACCUUUACAGGGUUUGGAAAUUGUGAACCCACAGGCGGCCGAGAAAAAUGCUAUAGAGUCCAACAAAUAUUUUUCAAAUACUGCUGGAUUUGUAAACGUUCAAAAGUAAUAUUUAUAAGACAUGCAAAUAUUUACUUCUUUAAGAUUAUUUACUGUUUAUAAUUUGUAAAAAUAAGU